AUGAUAGGUCAAGAAAAUACUAAAGAUAACAACUCUAAAGUAAGUAAUUUUUCAACGUUAGCUAACUAUUUAAAUACAGGGAAUGGCGUCAGUAAAACUAAACCUAUCCUUGAAUUUAAAAACUUUCAAGAUGCUAUUAAACAAUUUGACUUCAAUAAUAUUGAAGAAGAAGCCUUAGAUUGGGAUCUCCCUGUGCUUUCACCAGUAGCCAAUCAACCUGAUCAACUAGUAAUUGAUUUAACUCAAGAAGGAAUUGAAGAAGGUACAAAAGUAAAUAACGGUAAUGUAAGAAUAGAACCACUUGAUAAUUUACCAGAAUUAAAAUUUGAUAAUAAUGAUGAAAUUGAUCUAUUUCAAUACACUUAUUCAAAAGAACAAAAUGAUAAAGUACAAGCACAUUUAUGCCGAAAUUCAAUUUUAAAGACACCUACACAACAGAUUUCUAUGGAAAAUAAUGAUUGCAAUUCUCUCACAAAACAACAAUUAAAUUCUGUUGAAAUUAGAAGAGAGAAUACCUUUGAAGAAAACUUUGGCAAUAAUAUUAUAAAUUCUGGUCCAUAUAUUGAAAAUGUUUAUAAUAAUUCUUCUAACCUUAUCCAAUCAUUAAAUUCUGCACCACAAAGGCCUUCUUCUGAAAUACUAAAACAAAGAAUUUCGAGACGUAGAAGUCCUAAGAAAACUUUUAAUAAUUAUAAAUAUAAUAUUCAAGAUGAAGGUGAUUGUAUGAUUAUUGCACCAAAACCGAUAUAUUUAGAAACUCAAAGGAAAUUUAAUAAGAAUAUUUCCAUUGAACCAAUUUCACAAACUCCAAUAAUGAAUUUGAGAGAAGAAAAAAACCAUAAUUCUAGGGAGAUUGAGCAUAAACCAAUAUAUAACCAAGAUGCAUUUAAUAGCGUAUGCUUUACUCCCAGUAAUGCUAAUCAAUCAAAAAUUUCACCUCCAACAGGGAGUGGAAGAUCUGAUAUGAAUCUAAUUAGUGAAGAAAAUAUUGGUUUGGGUAUAGAUUUCAAUUCAAAUAUGAACCUAGAUCUAGAUUUGAAUAUAGAUUUAGAUAUGAAUGUGAAUAUGAAUAAUGACUUUUCUAAUAUACUGAAUGUUGAUGGAAUUGCAUUAGAUCAUUUUGAAAAUAAAAAUAAAUUACCCAGUCCAAUUCUUUCAAAUUUUAAAAACAAUGAAAUCCCAACACCAAAUUCUGCAACUAAUCCAUAUCAAAACCAAAUACAAAUGAAAAUACCAUCUCAAAACAGAGGUCAUGGUAGAAGUAUUCACAACAUCUUGGGGAACAAUUAUUAUAACAAAUCUUUGAAUAGAAAUCACGGAUUACACUCUAUCAAAGAACCUAAUAUUAAUACCAACGAGUCUAUCCCAAUUUUAAAUAGUAACAUUCAUUUUGGAUUAUUAACACCUGAGACAUGUGAGUUUCAAAAUCCUGCAUUUGGUAAAAUUUCUAGAAAUAGUAAUGAAUCAAUGCCAUUUAAUCUGGAUAAUUUAGCCAACGGACCUAUACUUGGUGUCAAUAAUGAAUCGUAUUCUGAUAUUAAACAACAAUCUUUGAAUGUUAAUUAUGAAAAUUUAAAGAAUAAUAUUUCUAGAAUUCAUGGUAUCAAUAAUGGGGACAUAUUAGCAAAUAUUCACACACCAAUUCAAUUGGAGAAUUCGAAAGAAUUACCCACACCUAAUACGGAGAAUAUUAAAAAGGAUUCCAACAUAUCCCAUUUUAAACGAGAAACUUCAAUUAUCAGUGAAAUUUCAAAUGAGGAUACUAGGACCAUUAUUGAAGAUAUCUCUCCUAAUAAAACUAAACGUUCUAAAUACUCUAGUACCAACAAUUUGAAACUUAAGCCUUCUAUUGAAAAGAAAAGACCGAAGAAGAAAACCAAGGAACAACGUUUGGGCAAAUCUACAAGCAUUGAGAUCGAUCGUACCACUACAAGCCAUGUCAACAAGAUUAUUCAAAAUGCAGCAUUAAUGAAAUCACUUGCAACAAAACAAAAGAGAGGGUAUUAUAGAUGCACUCAUUGUACUGAAACGUUUUCUAGUAUAUUUGAUUUUGGCCAACAUAUGGAUGAUAACAAGUUCACAAGACCAUACAAGUGUCCUAUUGAUUCUUGCCCAUGGAAGAUUUUGGGGUUGCCUGGUAGGUCUGAUUUACGUAGACAUUGCGGGAUCCAACAUUCUUACGACGAAAUCCCGGAAAGUAUUCGUAAGGAAUUGAACUUGAAAGAAAAGGAAUACCCAGUAUUAGUUUGCAACCAUAAAUAUUGCCAAAAAGUAUUCCAUAGAAGUGAUGCAUUUAACAGACAUACUGGCAUGGUUCAUUUGAACGAAAGUUCUAGGUUUAAUAAACGAUUAAACUUAUUGAUUGAAGAAUGUAGAUCGAAGAAGGAUAUGAGUCCAGAUGAACAGGAUGAGUAUAUUAGAAAAAAGAUGAACAAGAAGAAUACCCACAUUGAUUAA
Molecule: messenger RNA, 2457 nt
Organism: Henningerozyma blattae CBS 6284
Lineage: Eukaryota; Fungi; Ascomycota; Saccharomycetes; Saccharomycetales; Saccharomycetaceae
Gene: RME1
Product: Rme1p
Exons: 1
Coding region: 1-2457 (818 amino acids)
Source: RefSeq, a predicted model, not a curated record